Molecule: messenger RNA, 3399 nt
Organism: Fundulus heteroclitus (mummichog)
Lineage: Eukaryota; Metazoa; Chordata; Actinopteri; Cyprinodontiformes; Fundulidae
Product: nuclear GTPase SLIP-GC
Exons: 23
Coding region: 412-2862 (816 amino acids)
Molecular function (GO): GTPase activity
Source: RefSeq, a predicted model, not a curated record
UUCCUUCAAAACAUUUUCAAAGAUCUGUUUUAUUUUUUUCACCCAAAUGCAAAUAAAAAACUCUGCAGUGUCAUUAGUCUUUCUUGGAUACACAAAUCCUUAAACCUUUUGUUUUCUCAGAAAAUGUAUGCUAUGUCACAUUGUAGCUCAUUGUGGAAUCUGUGUGUUAUAACUUGCCACUCCUUGUUUUCUGAACUAACUCACCUUUCCCCUCCUGUUUCUCUGAGUCCUGAUACGCCACACCCUCUUUUCCAAGUUUUGCUUUCUGCCAUUUUCUAUGUAAACCUCUGUGGACUCCACUUUAACUUUGUCAAACAGCUUGUUCAGUGUUGGACAUCUUUUCUCUUCCAUUCCAGCUGACUGAACUGUUUCUAGCAUAAUUUUCUUCAUUGCAAGUCUCUUCUCUUGGUCAUGGAUGAUUUUGUUUGUGGCAUACUAAAUGAGUGGCAUCUGAGUGAGUUGAUAGACACAUUUAGAGAUGAAGGCAUUGACUCUGAAAGUCUUUUUGAGCUCAAGGAUGAACACAUUGAUAAGUUGAUUCCAAAAAUGGGACCGAACUUAAAAUUCAAAAGGAGACUCAAUCUGUUGAAGAUGGAACAAAACACAAAUCAGAGAAUACAUCAUGUUCCACCACAGGGUCAACAGGAGGGUGAAGAAGCUACUGGUAUGACUGAGGUUUUGCCGUCUACAAGUAAUACAGGAAAGCGAAACCUUGACCCACUGUGUGAGUCUAGCAAAGGACAACCAGCAGUAAAAAGGAAGCGUGAGACAAAUUCUGUCACAGAAACAAGGAUAUUAAAUUCUGUGAAAAACACAAUGGGUUAUGUCCUUGCCAAACUAAACAAUCAAGAUGACACAAAUCUCAAAUCGUUCUUGAAGACUAAAAUAAAGAAUCUGGAGACAGGAAAGAAAGAGCUGGUUUGUGUCUUUGGUAAAACUGGAGCUGGUAAGACAUCUUUGAUAAACGCAGUCCUUGGAGAGAAGAUGCUUUUGCCUUCUGGAAGUAUUGAAGCAUGUACCUCAGUCAUGCUUAAAGUGGAGGCUAACAAGUGCAAUGAAAGAUACGAGGCAGAGAUUGAAUUCAUUUCACCAGAGGAGUGGGAAGAUGAGUUGGGAUCAUUGUGUCGUACAGUUGAAAAAGGAGCUUCAGAAAGUCAUGACAAAAAUGAUGAUGAUGAUGAUGAAGAUGAUGAUGAUUAUCAUGAAGCGGUAGACAAGCUGACAGCUCUUUAUGGAGAAGAAUGGAGAGAAAAAUCAUGUGAACAACUCAUGGAACCCAAGUACUUUAAAGGAAUUUAUGAAUUUCUACAUUCAGAACAAAAAACCCUGGCUUUUGAAUCAGCUAAGGAACUAUCUCGACAUAUUGUAAAGUACACCAGAAAUGGCACAAAUGAAACAAAUACAGAAAUAAACCGAUGGUUUUGGCCAAUUGUGAAGAGUGUGACUGUCAGGGUACCGAAGAAUAACUUUCUCCAGCAUGUCACACUGGUGGACCUUCCUGGAAAUGGAGACCGAAAUAAGAGCAGAGACUCAAUGUGGAAAAUGAUUGUUGGAAACUGUUCAACUGCCUGGGUUGUUGCUGAAAUCAACCGAGCAGCAGCAGAUAAAGAAUCCUGGGAUAUCCUGAAAGAAAUUAGUAGUCAGCUUGGAAACGGUGGAGAGUGUCGACAUAUUCACUUUAUCUGCACUAAGUCUGAUCUCGUGAAUGGUUUACAUGAAUACAACAAAGAAGAUGCUCAGGCCCUGAUACUCAAAAGAAACAUGGAAACCAAAAAAAGUGUGAACAAGGAGUUGAACAAACUGACCAAGCUUAAGAAACACUUCAGUGAUGAAUGUUUCCAAGUGUUCACAGUGAGCUCAGAAGAGUUUUUCAGAGGAAAAUAUCUAAGUCCAGAAAACACUGAAAUACCCAGGCUGCAGGAAUUUGUGCAAAAUCUCAAUGACUCUCACUCAGAGACAUUAAACUAUGUAUCUGGAGCUCAUGGCAUCCUCUCCUUGAUUCAUGGGGCCGACUCAAGAAAAGAGGAUAGCAGAAAUAAGGAAGUGUAUGAAGCUCUUGGAAAAAAUGUAAUCCUUCAAACUGAGUUAAUCAAGAAAGAAAUGACGAAGAUCCAAACAACUUUUGAAGAUUGUCUUCGAGAAGGAGUUGUGAGAUCCAUAACCUCAUGUGAUAAAAUCUUGAGUUCUUUCCUGUAUCCGAGAAAGAGUGGUCGGGGUUUUCAUAAACAACUGAAAAAAGCAGUAGAAAACGGCGGCAUCUAUAAACCCAAUGGAAGGGGGAAAGAAAUGAACCUCAACAUGAAAUUAACUUCGUCUCUGACUGACAGUAUUGACGAUGAAUUCAGAAACACCUUUCCAAAUGAAGGACAAUCUGGUCCGUUCAAAGGAGUGAUCAAUAAGUUUACACUUGACACUGAAGGACUUAAACAGAAGUACAAGGAAUUUGAGCUGCAGCUGGUGUUUCUCAAGUCAGAGGAAGACCGUCUUAAGACAGACCUGGAAAAAAGUAUUCGUAAGCAGAAAAAAACAGUCUACAGGAGUCUAACGAAAACAAUUGGGGAAGCCAUGCAAGUCUGCUACAAAAAAGCAGCAGCGUUUGAAGGAACUGGUAUACUACAGAAUAUGCGGGAAACUAUAGAGAAACAUGUAUAUGCAUCAAAGAACUUCAUGUUUGAAGAUGCUAAAAACGUCAUGAUGACACAACUGAAUGAUUUGAUGGUGGAAGUCCUGGAAACUCUGCAGAAUACCAUGAAGGAAUAUAUUGAGGUAUCACUCAGGACUGAUGAACACUCAGUUCCAGAUGUUUCAGCAGAGCUUGAGAUGGUCCAAAAACUCUAUGAAGAGUUACUGCAAAGCAGCUGAGCACUUAUGGCCACAAUCACUGGAAGGAUUCCUCAUCAGGAGAGAUACUGCAUCUACUGCCCUAAGGAUGAGAGACUUCAGUAUGAAAAAACAAAUCAUUUAAAUAUUAUACUCCCUGUUGUGAAUUUUUCUUAUUAGACAUUUAGAAAGUGAAAGUAGAAAUGCAAAUCAGAUUUUUAGUAAAUCAAGAUCUCUUUACUCCGUACUACAGAGAGAAGUACAGAAAAAAAGUUUUAAAUAUUUUUCUUUGGAUUUUCAUGAAAUGUGAGCAAAUUAACAAAACAUUAGCAUUUAUUGAGGAAAGCAUCUUCAAUAAAUCUCCUAAUCUUUUUUUGCUCCUAAUCUCUGGAGCUCCUUUACCACAUAAAUUUGAUCCAUUAUUGAGCUAUGAGUUUUCAGAUCAUAGCUAAAAACACAUCUGUUUAGACGUUGAUUUAAUGCAUAUUUAUUGUUGUUUAGGUGUGGUUCAUGUAGCAACCUUCUGGGUGCAUUCUUCCAUGACAACAAAUUUCAUUUUUCUUAGGUGUUGGGGGUAUA